This is a messenger RNA of Metopolophium dirhodum (rose-grain aphid), 8893 nucleotides long. Its product is annotated as ankyrin repeat and KH domain-containing protein mask-like. Gene Ontology annotation, molecular function: protein binding; RNA binding. The transcript is spliced from 33 exons. Bases 524 to 8485 code for a protein of 2653 amino acids. Lineage: Eukaryota; Metazoa; Arthropoda; Insecta; Hemiptera; Aphididae. Gene Ontology annotation, biological process: innate immune response. Gene Ontology annotation, cellular component: cytoplasm. The record is from RefSeq and is a predicted model, not a curated record.
UCUGGUCGAGGAGGGGGCACCGUCGUAGACAUGGCGAACUGAUUUUCCGCAAUCCCGCACUCGUUUUUGAUAAUUCGUCGUAAAAAAAACGCCGACACGGAAUAAUCGCCAGUAAACCCCUCGACAAAACGACCGUACGCACGCACGCCCGGCCCACCGUUCAUUCCGCGAGUGUCUCGUGCUGUAGACGUUACAAUAUUCAGCCGCGGCCCAGUGGCCGUAUAAAUAAUAUCACAUUAUUGUUCGCUAUCGGGCAUCCCGUGAUACCACCGCGACUGUGUUGCGCGUGAUGGAUCAUUGAUAUCGCGGUCGCGCACGGGUCAUCGCCGCGCGAGUGGUGCGCUGGGGAGCCGCGUCGCAGUCGUGUAGUUGUAAUUGCUGGAGUAGUAACUAUAGUAGUUAGUGUGCGCCGUCUGCGGUAUCGUGUGCCGUGUCUGAGACCGCCCGCGCAAAAAUCGGUAAAUUAAAGAAAAAAGGCGACCGUCGGCCUUCCACCAAAGGGAGCCGGAUAAACGUCGUCGUCAUGGAACAAAUACCCACGACAUCGAGCGGCGGAAACGCCACGGCUGCACCGUCGUCAGCCGGCCCCUCGUUCACGCCCCCGACACCCGUCCAGCCCUCGGACAACAAUUGCAUCGACAAAAGAUUGCAGUCUGUCUCCGAGUCGGAAUACCAAGACGACGAGUACGACGAACCUGAUCACCAAAUGUACUUGUCCGGGUCGUCCGGUUCCGAAGGAGAAUUAUCAGAAGUUGGUAGGUUUGGUAUAAAUCGAGAGAAAUUAUGUCGAGAUCCUAAUAACCAUUUAAAUUCAACCUUUCUAAUAGCAGCAGACGAUACAGAUACUGAACAAAGUAUAGAAGGAGAUCCUGACACCCAUCGCCAAUUAGAAGCACUUCUUCAAGCAGCAGGAUCUAUGCUUAGGCCAAGUGCAAACGUAUGCGGUUUAGGUCUGACUAAACUGGGCGUUCCAAUUGAGACGACCACAGACCCUGAAGUGCUGCGAAAAUUAACGAAUAGUGUUUCUUGUGCUUUAGACGAGGCGGCAGCAGCUUUGACACGGAUGAGAGCAGAAACCAAAAAUGAUAAUAAGACCCUAGUCGAAGCAUGUCAUGAUGGUGACGUUGGAGCUGUUCGUAAACUGCUAACAGAAGGUCGAUCAGUUCAUGAGACAUCUGAAGAGGGAGAAAGUUUGUUGUCCCUUGCCUGUUCAGCAGGUUAUUACGAAUUAGCUCAGGUCUUAUUAGCAAUGCAAGCCAAUGUCGAAGAUAGGGGUAUUAAAGGAGAUUGUACACCACUUAUGGAAGCUGCGUCUUCUGGAUUUGUGGAGAUUGUUAGGCUCUUACUUGCUCAUGGAGCUGUUGUAAACGCUUUAUCAUCCACAGGAAAUACACCAUUAAUGUAUGCAUGUGCUGGAGGCCAUGUUGAUACUGUUAAAGAACUUUUAAAUUAUGGAGCUAAUGUUGAAGAUCAUAAUGAAAAUGGACAUACACCCCUCAUGGAAGCUGCAAGUGCUGGGCAUGUUCCAGUGGCAAAAAUUCUACUCGAACAUGGAGCUGGUAUUAAUACUCAUUCCAAUGAAUUUAAGGAAAGUGCUUUAACAUUAGCAUGUUAUAAAGGCCAUCUAGAAAUGGUUCGUUUUUUGUUAGCUGCUGGAGCUGAUCAAGAACAUAAAACAGAUGAAAUGCAUACUGCUUUAAUGGAGGCAUCGAUGGAUGGUCAUGUCGAGGUUGCGAGACUUUUAUUAGAUUCUGGUGCUCAAGUUAAUAUGCCAACUGACAGUUUUGAGUCGCCUCUCACAUUAGCUGCAUGCGGUGGCCACGUUGAGCUUGCAUUAUUGUUGAUUGACCGUGGGGCCAAUAUUGAAGAAGUUAAUGAUGAAGGCUAUACUCCUCUCAUGGAAGCUGCUCGAGAAGGUCAUGAAGAUAUGGUGUCCGUUUUGUUGAGUAAAGGAGCAAAUAUUAAUGCACAGACUGAAGAGACUCAAGAGACUGCUCUGACCUUAGCAUGUUGUGGAGGAUUUUUGGAUGUGGCUGAUUUCCUAAUAAAAAAUGGUGCAAUUUUGGAGCUUGGUGCAUCAACACCCCUUAUGGAAGCAGCUCAAGAAGGACAUAUAGACCUGGUUCGAUACCUUUUAGAAUGUGGUGCAGAUGUUCAUGCUCAAACUACAUCAGCUGAUACAGCACUGACCUAUGCUUGUGAAAAUGGCCAUACAGAUGUUGCUGAUUUGUUACUUCAGUUUGGUGCUAAUCUUGAACACGAAUCUGAAGGUGGUCGUACACCUUUAAUGAAAGCAUGUAGGGCUGGCCACUUAUGUACUGUUCAAUUUCUAAUAUCUAAAGCCGCUGAUAUAAAUAGAGUCACUGCCAAUAAUGACCAUACACCUUUGUCACUUUCCUGUGCUGGAGGUCACCUUUCAGUUGUUGAACUACUGCUCGCUCAUUCAGCUGAUCCUUUUCAUAAACUAAAAGACAACUCAACCAUGGUUAUAGAAGCAGCCAAAGGUGGUCAUACGAAUGUCGUUAAAUUGUUAUUAGAUUAUCCACAUUCAGUUAUGUUAACACCUCCUGUAUCACCUGUACCUACUACUCCUGCUGAAGAUGUGCCAGUUGUUGAUGAAUCUGCCUUAUCUGAAGUGCAGGUUAUGUCCAAGGCUCAUGCAAUUGCUGGUAGAAUAGUAGAAAGUUAUGGGCCUAAUGCCAAACAUAAUGCAAAUUCUUGCAUACAAAAAGCUAUGAUAAGGAAAGCACAACUUAACGCACCCAAUAGUUCGUUUAGUGAUGUUCAGUUUAAAAUUCAAUUACCCAAAGAAAACAAUGUCAAAGCUAAUACUCCUACUUCCAAACCACUUAUUAAUACAGCUGCAAUCGAGCAACAAUUAUUUAAAAGGCAACAAAUUGCUGAAGAUCUUAAAAGAGUCGAACAAGAGUUAAAAGAAAAUGGAAGUCUUUCAAUGGUUACGUUGAUGACAACACCUCCUCCGUUAUCAGCGUCAUCACCCGGUGUUUUAGAUUCCAGCACUUCAUCUAAUGGUUCAAUUGCAGAAUCGUCAGCAAGUAACACAUCUGUGGGUUCAAAUAAAGUAGGAGAAGCAUCAAAAAAUAAUCUUAGCCAACCUGUGACUGCUAGUUCUGAUGUAGUUCAAACAACUGCGAUUAGUGAUAGACCUAAAAUCAAAGCCAAAUUUAAAAAGAAACCAGCCCAGCCACUAGCAGGAAUGACGAGUCUUAAUGAAGCAACUCAAGCAACAUUAGAUGCCAAUUAUGCUAGAGGCGUAAUGGCAGGAGUUGCAGCAAUGAAACCACAAUUUAAAGCUGAAUUUAUUGAAAGACACUCAGGUGAUGGCUGUGAUAAAGAAUUAGCAGCUCGUAUGAUCAAAUUUUGUGAAGAGCAAACUGCUAAACGAGAAGCAAAUGAUGGUGGACAUGCCAACCUUAAAGAAUUAAUGAUUAGUUCUCUAAUGAGUGAACACCUAUUAAAAGUUCGUAAGGACCUACAAAUUCCAGAUAAUAUGGUGAAGAAUUUAUUGCCACUGUCUGGAGCCUUACAUGACAGUUUACCUCAUGGUACAACUGGUUUGUUGCCAUUACCCGGUGAUCUUAAUACACGAAUUGACUUUAAAGCUUUAAAUUGUAUUGAUGCAGAACUUCUAGAAAAUUUAGUUAGGGAAUCCCCGCUCACACUUGAAGAUAUAUCAAACUUACCAAAUAUAGAUGAACGACUUCAAAAAGAAAUUCAAAACCACCGUUGCAAUAUCAAUUCUUCUGAUUCUGGAUUAAGCAGUACUUUUUCUUCUCAAUCAUUCAAAAAUUAUGUUCAAAAUCAAACAUCUAUUGAUUUUAGAAUUAAAAAUUUAUCAUCAAUGGAUAUAGCUAAUUUUGCGGGUGCAGUGUCCCAGCUUAGUUUGGAUGAAACGACAGCACAACAACCUACUACUGCAACAAUACCUACAUUGAUCAACUGUGUUCCUACGCAAGUGGCUGCCGCUACUCAAACACCAUCAGAGUCAGUGUCAUCAAAUAAGCGUUCAGCGACAACUACAUCAACAACUACUGCUAUGACAACUACUACAAAUAAAGGUAAAAAGGCGCGCUAUCAAGUUCGGCCCCAGCCACCAAGUUCAGCCCCCCAAUCUGGAUCAAAUAACACCCCAGCAUCAAAUUCUGUUGCCCAAUCGGAUGUCGCUAGCUCCAGAUUCUCCACUACUACUGGAGAGUCAUAUGGCAGUGAUGCUGACAUAUCAUAUGGCAUCAAUGUAGAUUCACAAACAGAGAGCAACCAUGAUACAGCUUUAACAGUUGCAUGUGCUGGUGGUCAUGAAGAGUUAGUUAAACUUUUAUUAGUCCGAGGUGCAAAUAUUGAACACAGAGAUAAAAAAGGAUUUACUCCAUUAAUAUUAGCAGCUACAGGAGGUUUUGAUAAAAUUGUUGAAAUUCUCCUGAGUAAUGUAGCUAAUAUGGAAGCACAGUCUGAACGGACAAAAGAUACACCUUUAUCUUUAGCAUGUUCUGGUGGCCGUUAUGAGGUUUGUGAUCUAUUGCUUCAAAGAGGAGCAAACAAAGAGCAUAGAAAUGUUUCGGAUUAUACCCCAUUGAGUUUAGCAGCUUCUGGUGGUUAUGUGAACAUUAUAAAAUUAUUAUUGAGUAACGGAGCAGAAAUAAAUUCUCGAACUGGUUCCAAGUUGGGAAUUUCUCCUUUAAUGUUAGCUGCUAUGAAUGGACAUACAGCUGCUGUCAAGUUACUAUUAGAUAUGGGCAGUGAUAUAAAUGCUCAAAUUGAAACGAACCGUAAUACUGCGCUCACAUUAGCUUGUUUCCAAGGCAGACAUGAAGUAGUCUCAUUAUUAUUAGACCGAAAAGCUAAUGUAGAACAUAGAGCUAAAACUGGAUUAACACCUUUAAUGGAAGCAGCUAGUGGUGGCUAUGUUGAAGUUGGUAGAGUAUUAAUUGAUAAAGGAGCUGAUGUAAAUGCUAAUCCAGUGCCAUCUUCUCGUGAUACUGCUCUCACAAUAGCAGCAGACAAGGGUCAUGUACGAUUUGUAGAACUACUACUAGAAAAAAAUGCAUAUGUGGAAGUAAAAAAUAAAAAAGGAAAUUCUCCUUUAUGGUUAGCUGCCAAUGGUGGUCAUUUAGGUGUAAUUGAAUUACUCUACAAAGUUGGUGCCAAUAUAGAUUCCCAAGAUAAUAGAAAAGUUACCUGUUUAAUGGCUGCAUUUCGUAAAGGCCAUGUCAAAGUAGUGAGGUGGAUGGUAAACCAUGUAUCACAGUUUCCAAGUGAUCAAGAAAUGACACGAUUCCUUACUACAUUGAGUGAUAAAGAGUCUAUUGAUAAAUGCCAUGAUUGUAUGAUUGCUAUUCGGAUAUCAAAAGACCAGCAAGCAGCUAGAGCCAAUAAAAAUGCUUCUAUAUUGCUUGAAGAACUUGAUAUGGAAAAGACUAAAGAAGAAUUAAAAAAGGCUUCUGCUGCUCGUCGAAAAAUGAAAAAGAAAAAGAAAAAACAAGCCAAAAGUGGUAAAAAAUUGGAGGAAGAAACAGAAGAAAAGAAUGAUGAACAAGAAAUUGAUGAUGAAGAAGAAGAAGAAGACGAAGAAGAAAUCCCCGUUAUAGUAUUGGUUGAAAUGAAGAAAAAAGUUGAUUUAAAAAAGAAGGGCAAAGUUACUGUACUGAGUAAUGUGAUGUCAGCAGAUGUUGAAGAGGGUGAUAGUGGAAUUGAUGCCAACAGCCAAGGAAGUUGUAGUAGUACAGAUGCUAAAAAUGCUGCUGCUGCUGCUGCUGCUGCUGCUCGAGUAGUAGCCCAAACCCAAAUUGCAUCUUCCAAUAAAAAAGAUAAAAAGAAAAAAGGGAAGGAAGUUGCAGUAGAAGUCAAACCCACUUCAUCUACUACAAAUUCUAAAUUAACUACUAAUUCAGCUGCUACUCAAACAAAUGCAGCCAAAGUAAAUUCUUCUCAAACUAAAUCAAAUAAGGAGAAGAAAAAUCAAGUCAAUUCAACUCAGAGUAAAAUUGUUACUAGUGCAGUACCUCUCACCAAAACUGAGAUUAUUCCUCCAAUAGUAACUAAAAACGCACAACUAAAAACUAAAGUUCAACAGCCAAAUAACAAUGUUACAAAUACCACCCGUAAAGAAUCUGUUAAAGUGAAUAAUUAUAAAGGAAACAACAAGGUUGUCAAUAAUAUGGUUUUUGAAUCAACACAGAAUCCAGCUGCUCGUGAAGAUUUUGAAGCUACAGGAAGUGAAAACUUUCUUGUUAAGCAUAAAAAACAACAUCCAACUGAAGAAUAUAUUCAUGUUGGUGCUAAAACUUCUAAUGUUAGUCCUGUGAAGCAAACUCGUGGGCGUGAAGAAGGAUGGAAAGAAGUUGUUCGAACUCGGUACCUUGCCUCUCCUUACAGAAGUAAAAAAGUAUCUGUGCCAUUAAAUGCAAUCAGCCGUGUAAUUGGACGUGGUGGGAGUAACAUAAAUGCCAUAAGAGCUUCAACUGGAGCAUUAAUUGAGGUGGAUAAUCAAAGUAAAGGACAAGGAGAAAGAAUAAUUACUAUAAAAGGAUCAACAGAUGUCACUAAACAAGCUCAUGAUUUAAUUGCUAUGCUAAUUAAAGAUCCAGAAGUGAAUAUUAUGAGCGUUAUUGCAAAAAAUCCUAAAGUUACUAGUGCUUGGGAUAAAUCUGUGAAUAAUGCUAAAGCCAAAACUGCAGCAGCUGCCGCAUUACCACAAAAACCUGUUGUUACUCAACCAAUUACAGUUGUAGCUACUUCUAAAUUAACGUUUACACCAUCGAUUGUUGCUUCUAUGACCAUAAAGCCUACAAUCACUGUCAAUGGACCUCGACCUACUGUUGCCGCUGUAGCUGCAGGCGAAAAGAAGAUUACAACAAGUACUGUCAAACCAACAAUGUCCUAUACAAAUGCCAUAAUAUCCUCUUCAGAUUCAAUAUCUAAACCUUCACAACAACCUCAACCACCUGCUCCUUCUAAAGUUGUUCAAUCUGUUUCUGUAACUCCAUCAACUACUGCUACUGUUACUGUAUCUGUAACACCUAUUACAACAGGAAGUGUGUCCGCUUCUGCAUUAACUGUUGUGACCAAAUCUACCAAUGCGUUACCUCUUGCUCAACCUAAACCACAACAAGAAUCAUCAUCUGUUACUACUCAUCAUCCAGUUGCUAUUGUGUCACCGAUGGUGAGCAGUGCUCCAUUACCACCUCAACCACAAAUCAAGCCUCAAGUUGUGGAUGCUUCAGAGUAUUCAUUAUUUGAUUCAUUUUCUAAAAUAUCUGUUCAAACAAUGUGGGGUAGAGAUGGGGAAUGUGGAGGACAAAAACCAAGUGUUACAUUUACCGGGGGUAAUCAUAUUCCAGCUGUUACCCCAUCAAUUGGAACAAUUGGUCAACCUAAAAAAUAUUUGGAAACAGACACACCAAUGGCUGACGCAUCAAAAGCACCAGGUUAUCGAGGAGCUGGCCUAUCAUCUCCAAUUUCUUCCAAAACUGGAGGUGGAAAUACUGGAAGUACAAAUGGUAGUCGUACCACAACACCUCCUAUGAGUAGUUCACCUGUCACACAAUACAACAAUAAUACAGGCAUCCAACCUACCGUUCAACAACCUCAACCAGAACCUUACCAUACACAAUCUCAACAUCCAUACAUCUCUGAUCAAACUCAUCAGUCAGCACAAAUAAAUGUUGAGCGUUCAAGAUUAAACCCACGAGCACCAGACUUUGCUACUAUUAAAUCUAACCAAAAUAUGGUUCAACCUCAACAAGUCUACAAUAAUCAAGUACCACAAAAUUUCCUUCAACCUCCUAUGGUACCCAAUGUUAUGCCAUUUCAACAAAAGUUUCAUCAACAAUUACCAAAUUUAAGAGUUGCACCCAACAAUCCUAAUCGUUGGACUCAUUUUAUUAAUCAACCUCCUCCUCCGUUUGGACGACCUGCCUUACAUCCAGUUAAUGGCAAUGCAGAAAUGUUUGCAGGAAUGGAAGCAACUGCUAGCCCACCAAAUAUGUCACCUAAUCUUGAUGAACGAAAAGCUCCUCCUAAACCAAUUGGUACAGAAAGAGCAUGGAAGCAAAAUCUAAUAGGAGAAAAUCCUCAUCAGCAACAACACGCAAAUUGGUCAGACAUGAAAAUGCAUUGGGCUCAUCACGACCUUUUCCGUACCCCUCCUCCACCACCUGUUAAUUUUCCACUUGGACCUAGACCUAUGAUGGACGAACAUAAUUUAUUUGAUACCUACCAGUCCACUGAACAUCUAACGAGUGCUAAUAUGAAUCACCAUAUGAUGCAAACAAUGCCAUUGUUUGCGGCAAAUGGUCACUUAGAACAACAAUCCCAUCACCUUUUAGCAUCAAAUCAUCACGGUCCUGGUCAAAUGGCAUUUGACCCAAAAUUAGAAUGGGACCAAUCUAGAAGUCAACAACAGCAAGCCCAACAACAGUCUCAGCAGCAAGCUCCUAUGAACACACCAUUUCCGUUCAUUUUUUAAUUGCACGGCGAUCCAAAAUAUACUGCCUAAAUAGCUGAAACGCAGACAUAUAUUUUUUGUUUCUCUAAUUUAAAAUCUGAAUAUGGUUUCUGGUCUUAAAGUUAAAAAAAAAAAAGAAUGCAAACAAUUAUUAAAAAUAACAAAAUUAUAAUGCAUUAUUUUGUAUGGUUUCAUUAUUGGAACAAAAAUGUCUUUUUUCACGUUAUUUUUUACAUUCAAAAUAUAUAAUACAAGUACUUCGUCUUUUUUUAAAAAAAAUUUUUUAGCGAUAUGUUAUUACACUUUUACUACUACGGCUUAGGGUUUCUUUAAUAUCUAUUCUGUUAAAGAAAUUGUUAUAUUAUUAUAAAUAUUGCAUUCAUAUGAAAUGUACGGAUGAAAAAAUAUAAUUAUUUAUAUACUAUCGAA